AUGCUAGACGUCGUUGUGAUCGGAGCUGGUUUCAGUGGCCUCCAGGCUGCGUAUUCGGCCAAGCAGGCUGGACUGUCAGUUGCGGUUGUUGAGGCUCGCGAUCGGGUUGGGGGGAAGAUUUGGAGUGCACCUUUGGCUUCGGGGCGUGGAUUUGCUGAGCUUGGCGGUGCCUGGAUCAAUGAUUCCCUUCAGCCUCGUGUUUGGGCCUAUACCCAGCAGUUUGGACUUGAAGUUGUGAAGCAACGCCUGGAGGGAACGGCUAUCAUGCAAGAAAGUGAGACCGAGCGCUUUGAAUUCCCUUUCGGAGUGACACCUGAAUUUACUCCUGAAGAGAAGCGCAAUUUGGAGACCAUUCGCGAUCAUUUUCAGGCAGAAUCAUUGAAGACUGGGCUUCCAUCGGCAGAACUUGAUAAUGUCACCCUGGAUCAACACGUUCGAAAUCUUGGUGCUCUUCCCAAGAUUGCCAAGAUGGUCAAUAUGUGGUCUCAGGUCAUGCACGGGUUGGAGUCAACAGAAGAGUCUGCCGCCUGGUUCAUCGACUACUGUCGACGGAAUAAGGGAUUCCUCGCCAUUCGAGCUGACGACUCGACCGGUGGUCAAUAUCUGAGAUUCCAGGAUGGAGCGCAAUCUAUUGCUCACAACCUAGCUAAGCUAGUGGGUACAGCGAACAUCCAUCUUGCAUCUCCGGUCAACUCAAUCAAAGACCACGGCUCGCAUGUUACUGUCGUCACACGAAACCAACAAACCUUUGAGGCGAAGAAGUGUAUCAUGUCCGUCCCCAGUACUAUGUACAAGGAGUUCGAAAUCAGUCCCGCUUUGCCAAAGGCUGUUCGAGAAGUGACAGAUGGCACAGUACUAGGCGACUAUAACAAACUCAUUGUGUGUUACGACACACCGUGGUGGCGCAAGGAGGGCUUCAACGGAUACUUUGCGAGCUAUGCGGGGCCUAUCACACUCGGUCGGGAUACAAGCGUUGAUGAAAAGGGACAUUACUCAUUGACCUGUUUCGUCAAUGGGUUACCCGGGCGGUUGUGGAGCAAGCUUCCUCCUCAUGAACGUCGCGCGGCUGGUUUGAAACAACUCGCGAACGUGUUCAAGAAUAACCCCGAGGUCUUCAAGCCAAUUGAGGUGUUCGAGCAGAUUUGGCAACAUGAGGAAUUCAGCCGUGGUGCCUUGGCACCUGUGCACUCCAUUGGACAUCUUACCAAGUACGCCUCCGUCUAUGGAAGGCCCGUGGGUAACUUGCAUUUCGUCGGUACUGAGUAUAGCUCGGAGUGGAAAGGGUAUAUGGAGGGUGCGCUUUGCUCUGGAGAGGAUGGGGCCCAGCAGGUUGUCAAGGCUUUGCGAAAUGUUCCUGUCAAGCUGUAG
Penicillium olsonii is the source of this 1368-nucleotide messenger RNA. The record is from the annotation of a GenBank genome assembly. NCBI's taxonomy places the organism in Eukaryota, Fungi, Ascomycota, Eurotiomycetes, Eurotiales, Aspergillaceae.